Haliotis rubra (blacklip abalone) is the source of this 1771-nucleotide messenger RNA. Its product is annotated as ras-related and estrogen-regulated growth inhibitor-like. NCBI's taxonomy places the organism in Eukaryota, Metazoa, Mollusca, Gastropoda, Lepetellida, Haliotidae. Gene Ontology annotation, molecular function: GTPase activity; GTP binding. The coding region runs from base 656 to 1288 and encodes 210 amino acids. The transcript has 4 exons. The record is from RefSeq and is a predicted model, not a curated record.
UCCUCACAAAUGUAUCAACCAUUGGUUCUCCAGCUUCACGAAACCUGCCCGCGACUACGAGAGGCAGCUAUGAGUCGUUCUACCUUAGAGUGAUGGGAGAGUGCUUAAUGCUGAAAACAGCUGUGGAGCUGAUACCAAACCCUCUCGCCUUGCUCUUUAAUCCAUACCAUGCCUUUCGUACGCUUCAGUCUGUUUCGGAAUGAAGAACAACUAACGCCUGAUAACGGAUUGUACCAGAGAACAGCACUGUGCGGAGUUUAGUUUCCUAGAUUUUUACGACAUACAUCAACGUCCCAGAGAUAUUUAAUAGAUACUCUAAGCGUAUAUUCAGAUUAACCUCUGCUGGUGAUAGAUUAUACGGAUUUCAGAAAUUCAAAGAAUUUUGAUAUUAGGCAGGCUGUUACGUAUUUCUAUCCCGACGGGGUACCUUGCAGUGUUUUAGGAGGUGAUUGCUGGAGUGACUACCCGCUGAGAGUACUUGCUUGUCGUGAACUAAACGUUACUCGAUUCAGUGUUCUUCUUUGGGACGAGAUUAUAGAGGAAGUACAGAACGGACCACGGAGUGUGGAUGUAAAAUGGUAUUUGUAGUGUACUUCAGUCCUGAGUCAAUGUGACAGACUGUGACGAACAACGUUAGUGGAUAGAACCACAGUGGAUGAACAUGUCGCAGAAACGCUUCACGCAAGCAAAGGUUGUCAUCCUCGGGGGCCCAGGUGUGGGGAAGACAGCUUUUGCGGUGCGCUAUAUUACGCGACGAUACAUAGGGGACUACGACGCCAAUAAAGAGAUGAUGUACACACACAAGAUAGCCGCCCCCCGUGACGAGCUGACCUUGGAGAUUCUCGAUACAGCAUCGCUGAUGACAGAAGAAACUCUGGAGAAACAUCUGAGAUGGGGCGACGGCUUUGUGUUGUUGUAUUCCGUAACAGAUCGGCAGAGUUUUCAAGAGGCUACGAAACUAAAAGACUGGCUUUUUAAGGUCAGAGGUCAAGAUACUCCAAUCGUAUUGGUCGCCAAUAAAUCUGACCUCCUUACUGCACGUGCAGUGACGGAAGACGAAGGACUUGGAUUGGCGGGAGAAAUGGACUGCCCAAAAUACGAACUAUCUGUGGCGGAAGGAUUUCAAGCUGUGAACGAAACAAUGGAAGAACUACUUUGUCAGAUGAAAAGAGAAUUUGUGAAAGGUCUCACUGCUGCCGUUUCCGGUCUCGAGAAACGCUCGCGACUUUACAAUAUGAAGAAGGCUUUUAAGAAGCGGAUCGUUAGGAGCCGGAGUGAUACGUUUUGAAGGAACACAAAGUGCCACCAUUUAUGCAAUCGACUUCCUUGGCGCCAUGAGCAAUACUUUGUAAAUGGAAACGUGAACUGAGUUUUUGUUGGUAGACGUGUAUUCAUGUGUUGGCAAAUGCUGAACACUGCCAUGUGGUUGUUUUAAGUUGCCUGUUUGCUUUUAAUGUUGAAGACGUGAGUAUUGUUGUUGGUUUAACGGUUGGAUUUUUAAAAUAUACACAAAGAAAUUAAUUAAGCACCCACUGUAUUUUAGCAAUGAUAGGUUUUCAACACGUACAUAAAACUUCUUGUGGUGACCACGAUGGAAAAACAUUUCUGACCCGUAUGAUCCCUUGACUCACGACAAAAUUAUUGGAAUCCAUGCUGAUUUUAUCAUGAUAAUUGCACAUUAAAAACUACACUGAUUUUCAUACAAAAUCAUGUCUAUAGAAGUAUGGCCCUGGAAUGUUUCUUGUUGAAUUAUUUAUUGAUGAAUGUGAAC